AAAUGUCACGGAUUUGUUGUGUUUGCCCGUUGUUCAGGGCGACGAUUCGUCAGAAAACCCUUAGACAAGACUCUUGUGCCGGAUCAACCGUUGGAGAGUCCCUCGGAGCCAUUAGCUGAUACCGAACAGGUUGUUGUUGUGAUGCGAGACGGGAACAAAGGCGUAAUUCCGCCAAAACAGAGAUUUUCACUUGGACUCGACUUGUCGGAAUAUGUCCAAGAUUGCUCAAUCGAUUUAUGUGAUAUGUCAAAUUCGUCUUCGAUGCCGGGUCACAACAAAUCCAGCAGUCAAAAUACGGGCGGGAAACAAAAUAGCUUCGAAAUGGAUGAGAGUUUGGGAAUUUUGACGCCCGAACAGAUGAAAGAGUUUUUGGAUUCGACAAAAACGAAUACAGCAAGUCAUCCAGGCAAUCUGCAAUUGCAAAGUCAUCAAGAUAUGAAAUUUAAUAGGCAUCAAUGUCGGUUAGACUUAACUCCAAGUCCCGAGGAACUGCCAUUAGAUCCAAUUGGUGUAAAAACCGACAUGGAUGGCGUCGAAACUGACACUUUUCCGCAAGAUAUGAUCUCGUCGCUGGCUGAAAGUGACAAAAUGACCAAAUCCGCCAUGAGUAAAAUCUCCAAUAGUUUCAUUGCGAGUAUCACAAGUGUCACGAGCGACGGAUAUCAGGGCGAUGGCGAGAUGUCACGUCCCGCAAGUCGUGGCGCCGAUCAUUCUCCCGUCAAUGGGAUGUUAAAUCAGCAGGAAAAUCGCUCGAAUGUCGUUUCACGGCGUCAAGAUCCCAUGACUGACUCGGAUUUCUUCACGGAAAGUGAUGCGGAUGACAAUCGCGGCGGAGAUCGACGAGCGCAAGUCAUUGACGGCACGUUAUUUGGCGCCAAAAUGAAUGCGAUGCCUGUGCAACCCGUCGUUCAGCAAGGCACAAUGGACGAUUCUUGCAUGGAAUCUUCGGGCGUCUUUACAGAUGUGGAAAAUCGGGGCGAUGACGACAUGUCGCAUCGAUUGCAGGCCCCCAAUAACAAUCAAACGGCCGAUAUUUCGCCCGAUACCGAAACGCAGAGCAGCAGUAACACGCAGUACACGGAAAAGAAGCGCUCCAGUAUUUUACUACAACAAAAUAAUAAUGAAUUAAUUAAUAACGCAACAGACGAAGGCAACGAAUACACUCACACACCGUCACAAUCGUCAACGUCGUCGUCGUCGUUGCAGUAUGAUAAGAGCGCUACGGUAGUCGACAGUGAUAAUACGAAAGCCGCACGACAGUCUGUCACAAACCGUUCGAGCGGAGACACCACACAUGCCACUGUUACUGCUAGCGGGUCCGCAAGCAAACAACAAACACGCAAACAGGCGAUUACGUUGCAACGGAAACUCGAAAUGACACCGCGAUCCUUGUUGGGCAACAAGUGCAAGAUCCAAAAGCUGAAUUCGCUCGAAAGCGAGGACUUGUCACUUUGCUCAAAUUCGACGCGAAGUACGCGUGGCAGUACGCCACUCCGCGAAAAUGUCGACAGAGACGCGCAAAAACGAACGAAACCCAAAUCGAACAACAAAUGGGACGCCGUGAUGAAUAAAAUUGCCGAAAAUCAAAAGAACUCGAGUGCUAAAAAGCGCGAUUUUAGUGAAGUAAAGUCGAAAGUGUAUUGCGGGCUUGUCAAAUCUCCGGCGGCAACGAAGCGACAACUUUUUAUCGCAGCAAAACACAAUCACGAAAUCGAUCGCAGCUCCCAAAGCGACCUAAGCUUGGACUCGAAGAGCGGCAUUCAAUCGCCCAAAAACAACCAAAGAACCACUCCAGCAAAAUCAGGCGCUAUUAAAAAGCGAGAUGUGCGAACACUCAACGAAGUCACAUCGAGUGAUCAAACGAGGAAAAAUAAGCUGGACACGGUAAUAAAUCCCCAUGCAAUAGUUCAAGAGUUGAAAAGUUCACCGCCGAACAAGAAGCACUCCAGUCGAAAAAUUUCCGAUUUUUCCCCGAAGCAGUUACCAAAACAGCUAGAUCACAACCGCACAGUUGGCAAUGGACCAACUGCAGGAAACAAUGUUGCCUCGAAGCAGCACCUUAGUCCGAAGCCGCGCGUCACAAAUGUCUCGAAUCGCACCACAUUGCCGCUCGUGACGUCUGCCAAGUCGCCCGAGCCCCUGACAUCGCCGCAUCAUCCACACAAAAUUAGUCAGCGCAAUGCCACGAUAAUUUUAGAAAGUGCAACCAUAAUUCCAGCGAAGCAGCAACAACAGCACUCGACAAACAACAAUAACAUCGUCGCAUCAUCUCCGACGGUGACAACGAAGACACCAACAACAAAAAGUGUGAAAAAGUCACCGAUACCGAACAACAAACAGCAAACAGACCGUAAUACGCACCACAGUGUUAAUUUGAAGAAUCUGAAAAAUUUGAGUGGCAAAAUUGCGUCAGUGGUACCAGCUGCUGCUGCGGUAAUCGAUGACGGUCCGAGCAAGGCGCAACUCAAGCAAGAACUAGUCCAUGCGAACAAAGGCGUCGAGGCGUUAGGCGCAUUAAUGCAAUAUCUAGUCUAUCAUUUGGAUGCAUUUUCCUGUCCAAGUAUUAAAACAGCACAUGAUUUGUCACAGAAGAGUCUUCGCGACACAACGAGAUUGUUGGAUGAGACUCGCGCUGCUUGCCAGCAUUUAGAAGAGCGAUUGGGAGAUCGUGAAAAUUACUUUAAAGUUAGAGAGACUGAAUUAGAAGCGAAAUAUCAAACAGAAUUACAAAAAGUGAGAGAACAAUUUAUCGAGCUCGAAACAUCAGCAUCAUCCCGUAUUCAUGCCUUGGAAUCGGAAUUGUCACACAAAGAAACAACACAUGUGGCUGCCAUGGCAAAACUCAACACAGAUACCGAGCUCCGGGUACAAGUUUACGAGACACAACUCCGAAAUGCUCGCGAAAAUGAACAAAAUCUCACGAGUCGUCUCACAGAAUUAACGGGAAAAGUCGAUGAGCUCACGGAGAAAGCUCAUUCCAGUGAAAUCGAGUUCAGUGAAAAGAUCCAAUCGCUGACAUCGCAACUCGAGAAGAUGAAAGCCGAUGCCGCGGCACGUGAACAAGAACUUUUGUUCGAGUUGAGCAAAAAAUCAAAAGGAGAAACAGCGAUAAAUACCUCAUCGAGUCGCGUUUCGCCCGAAAAAUCCAUGAAUCGAUCACAAUCGACGUUACAAGAUGAGGUUGAAAGCCUCCGAUGCGUACUUGACUUGAAACAAAACGAAAUUGCUGAACUCCGGAAGCAAAAUCAGGAGAUGCAACGUGCUGUCGACGACCACAAUUCGCUCGCGAUGAAAUACGCGUCGGCGGAAUCGCGUCUCGAGGACUUGAAGGUGCAGUUACAGUGCAAAAUUGGCCAAGAACAAGAACUUUUGGACAAAAUUAAGCAACUCGAGGAGAAAUAUAACCAAGAAACCAAGACCAAAUCUAGAUUGUCGCAACACAAUGAGGAGCUGCAAUAUCGUCUCAAGCAGAAUUCGGAAAAGUUUUCGGCGACUCUUACGGAACUCUCGAAAAGUUUGCACGAACACUCGAUGUGCAAUCGCAACAAGAUGAACCAAAGUCUCGAUUUGUCGUUCCGUUCGCAGCCCGGUUCCGAGCAAAAGUCCCUGCAAAUUGACGAAAACUCGCCACCAACGUCGCCCGUCGUCAAAGGUGUCGUCGAAAAGAGUGAUUCUGUGUCGUGGGUCCUCGAAAUGGACGACGAAGCUCCCGAAGUACUUGCCUCACGUGUCGUUCGUCGUGCCGGCAGUUUUCGCUCCAACUAUUUGUCCACGUCGAUGGACAAAUGCUCGCAAUCUCCCGUUCCUAAGCGUCAAAAGUGCGCAUCGCCCCUCCAAACAUCCGCUUCUGCGACCUCCAUCUUGCGACGCAACAACUCCGAUCGUUCCCCGCAGAAAGAAAUCACCUUUUUACGCAGUCGCAGCAAAUCGGUGACGAUUAAAACGAAAGCCGAAACCCCAAAUCCGAGCAAAAAGUCAACUGCUGUCAAAAACUUGAGCAUGUCGUUCCAAGAGCCUCGCAUGUACACCAGCAGUCCCCGUUUGGAUCGUCACAUCGAGCCGGAAUUCGUCGAAGAGGAAGUUUUUAUCGAAGAAACGUCGCCCUUCGAGGUCGAAAAUCCCAUUCCCGAGCAUUUUCAUCGCGACAAAACGCCUAGUUUCAAAAAUUCGCGCGAAAAUCGCGGCUUAAUUACCUGCGACACAACAAAACUCGUUCCUAGUCAUGCGAAAUCGGAUAAACGCAAACCAAAAAUUAGUGCGGGCGAAGCACUCAUUUCGGGAUCAAAUAGCGAAGACGACACCGAAUCAACCGACGAAAGUUGCGGAUUGUCGAGCAGCAGCAGUAACGGCGAUCCACGUGAAGUUCUCAGCAUUGAGGAUGCGCUCAUGAAGAAAAUCGGCGUGAAUCAACACAUCAGUGGCAGCAAUACGCCCAUGGAUGUCAGCUGGAGCGAACAUAUUGGAAACGAUCAGGAGCCGCCCGUAUGACAAGACAUUGACAAUCUAGAUUUUUAAACAAAUGAGUCUCGUUGAGAGUAAAAAAAAACAGGAAACCUUAAAAAACUACCAAGUGAUUAUUGUCUUUAUAAGAUCAACUCUAUUUAUAAGCUACAUAAUUUAAAAAAUGAUAUAAAAUAAUGAAAUUUGCAUGAAAUCAAACAGUAAUGAAAUAUGAAAAAUGAAAUAAAAUGAAGAAAAAAACUUUUUUAUUGCUGAUGAUGAAAGAAAUGAAGAAACAAAAAACUUUUAAUCAUUAUUUUUUUGUACCUGACACAAAAUAUUUAAAUUAUUAUUGAAACAGAAAAGAAAAAAAAAUAUAAAAACAAACGAAAUCCUGAUAAUAAAAAAAAUAUUUUUCGUAAAAAUUUCUUAUAAAUAUAAUUUCUAAUGCAUGAA
Messenger RNA from Culicoides brevitarsis, 4896 nucleotides. RefSeq lists its product as uncharacterized. Gene Ontology annotation, cellular component: cytoplasm; nucleus. The transcript is spliced from 8 exons. Gene Ontology annotation, molecular function: microtubule binding. The record is from RefSeq and is a predicted model, not a curated record. Bases 142 to 4488 code for a protein of 1448 amino acids. Lineage: Eukaryota; Metazoa; Arthropoda; Insecta; Diptera; Ceratopogonidae.